UGGGCAUUUCCAGAUUCACACAGGAAUUGCGUAUUAAGCAUCAGGAUUAUUGUUUUUAUUUUAAAAUGUCAGAACCUCAUGAAUCUCCGAAUCAAAUUAACCAUCAUUCCAAUGAUGAAGAUGAAUGUGGCCAUCUUGCUCUAGGCAACACAGGCAAUAACAUCACUAAUAAAAAUACGAACAGUAUUAAUAACAAUACCAUUGACACAAAUAAUAAAAACCUCGGCUCUGACAACAUUAAAAUUCAACGCAGCAACAUCAACGAUAAGACGAUGAGUAGCAUCAACAAAAUCGACACCAACACCAGUGGCGCUGACAUGUCAGAGGCUAGAGGCGAUGUUACCAGCUCAGCUGAUGUCGGCAUAGAUGCUGGCAGAGCGGCGUUCGCGUUGCAUGCUUUUCAUAAGCGAAGUUCUCUGCCCUUCACUCCUUCUGUUCCCGAUUUAGCCCCAAUAUCAUCAUUAGGGGAGGAAAAAAAUAACCUUAUUGAAGACAGCCAUAACAGUGUCGCCAUCGAAAGAGAAAAUACGAGCAGAACUUCGUCGCCGCAGGUCGUUCAGAGCCCUGAUCGCUCUCCCAGGCCUAGCUCAGACAAACCCAUGAGUAUCUCCAUGGACAAAAGCCCCCGAAACCAAAGUCUCUCCAUGAGUCCAAAAAGUUUUCACUCGCCCUGUGACCGGACAUCGGAACCGAACUCUCCAAUCUUGGCCUGCCCUGAGACUGCGACCAUCCCUCCGACUUCGGUUCCUCUGAACCUCUGCAGGAUGCCUUCAGCCUUGCCAUUGUCUUUGCCGGCCAUUACACCUAGCAAUCUAGUGCUACGAAACAGCUUUGAAAAUAUUAACAAUCAUGGCUUUCAAAAUAAUUCAGGACCGCAGAACAAUCCUGGAUCACAGAACAAUCCUGGACCGCCCAACAAUCUGGUGCAGUUCCCGCCCGGUCUACUUGCCCCGACUGCAAGCCAGAUGAGCCAAGUGCCGGCGACCUCGUUGAGCUCGCUGGUGAGCUCCCCAGCAGGAGGUGCAGCGCUCACCGCCCUCAGGCAGUACGAGCUCGCGACACAGCUCGUGUCGCAGCAGGGGGCCGUCACCAAGCUGCUCGGUUCCCUGCGGCCUCCCGGCAUGAUUGGAGGCUCCAAACCAAAAGUCGCCACCCCGCAAGUAGUGAACAAAAUUGAAGGCUACAAGAGGGAGAACCCGACCAUCUUCGCGUGGGAGAUCCGCGAGAAGCUCAUCGCCGACGGCGUCUGUACCAACUCCACGGCGCCCUCGGUGUCGUCCAUCAACAGGAUUCUUAGGAACCGUGCUGCAGAGCGCGCUGCUGCAGACUUUGCUCGCGCUGCAGGCUACGGUCUGUACAACUCGUACGCUGCUGCUGCAGCUGCAGCAUUUCCAUGGGCUAAUCCUGCCUCUCUGCUGGCAUCUCUGCCAAGCGGUUCUGCUGCUGCUGCUGGUGAAGGUGUAGACUCUGCAGGUGACGGGCAAUCGUCUGCAGACCCAUCGGCAAACCUGCACGCUGAUUCUCAGGGCGCGGCUGUAAACGCCCUCCGUCAACCCUUACCUGCCCUGACGGCAGCAUCUCAGAUGCCCUUCAGCUCCCCCUUCCCCAGCCUCGUCCCCAGCAGCAACGACUCAAGAUUCCGUCGCAACAGGACCACCUUCAACGCUGACCAGCUCGACGAGCUCGAGAAGGAGUUCGAGAAAACCCACUACCCUGAUCUCGCCACACGCGAGAAAAUGGCCGCCAAAACUAAUCUUUCCGAGGCCAGAGUGCAGGUGUGGUUUUCCAACAGACGCGCAAAAUGGCGCAGGCAUCAGCAAAUCGGCCUCAAUCGGCCAUUCUCUUUGGAUGGCGACCAGGAUCAUCACCACCAAUCCCCGAGGUCCCAUUCCCCGUACUCGGAGGAGGGGAGAUUAACCCCGGGGGACGAGGAAGGUACAUCUCUUCCAAGUCCCUCCAGCAGCAUGUGCUCGAGAAGCCCUUCAAGAGGCAUCACCCAUGGCGGCGAACCAUCGGCACAUCCUCUAGAAGAUGGGGCUCUAAAUCUUUCCACUCGCCCUCUCAUGGCCACGACGGAUCAUCAAUCAUUUAUGACAGCGACCGAACAUCACCCACUCACACCACAGUCCCAACCAUUUUUCGCUCGGUCAAGACCAACUUCGACGAACUUUCCUUCAGAUGCCCACUUCCCAGCAGCUUCAAGCUCUUCUCCUCCAGCUCUUAUACCAACAAGUUCUCUGCUGUCGCGCCCUCAGGUUCACCUCUCGCAUGACCUGACGCUGACCCCUUUAUCUCACUUCAACAGCGUCGCCCAGCAAAUGGCGGCUAAGUUUCCCGCUCUGUGUCAACCUGGUCUGUCCCAAGCUCAAGCUCUUAGUCUCAUGUCCAGUCUCCAUUUAGCGCAGAUCCAACAGGCACAAAAGUUAGGUUCGGACACCACAACCGUGAACGCUAAUGAAGAACACGAGAGUGAUGUCGAAGUUACCGAUCGCGUUGAUAUCGACGACGUGUGGCGCAAAUCACCCACCCACGAGAGUGACCGCGAAGACGAACAGUUGUCACCGAGCAGGAACCAGAAAAGCUCAAGAAGCGAAGAUUGUGAAGUUCAGGACCUUAGUGUGAAAAGACGGAGAGUUGAACUUCCAAGAGAAGGCAUCAUUGCUGGGCAACUUGAUCAAAGCCUCACAGACCCUCUGGCAUCUAUUCAAAAUAAUUUCAUGGAGAUUAUUCGCAGAAAUGCUGCUCAAGCCCAAUGCAAAUAGUUAAUAAUUGGGCAGUUGUUAUUUUCCCAAUGCUGAAUGGCGAGGAGAGCUGUUGGAUUGCAUCGAUUGUAGUUGAUGAACAAAACGUGAAAUUAGUUCAAGAAAUGUUGGAUUGAGGGUCGGUUUUAAUACAUAGGUUAUUUGAAACUAUUGCAAAGAGCUCUAAAACCAAAAGUAAUUUUAAGGUUUGAUGCGUUCAGUAUUAAGUUAUCCAUAGCUUGGAUACUUUAUUAGGUGGAAAGAUAAAAUAGUUUUAUAUAUUUGAUACAAUCAUGCACGUGACCAAAGAAUAGAAUCUCAUGAACGUAACUCUCAGUGAAAAAUUAAUUCUUUUUGUGGCAAGGUCUUGAUCUCCCUCAAUUUUUCGGGACUAAAUGAAAAUAGUGAUCUGUUAUCAGACUAUUUAUCACGCUUUAGGAAUAUCGUGAAAAGAUGCUCUAGUAUUUGGACAACUGUCCUGAUAUUCAAAAUAAUACAAUGAUCGAUGGAUGCAAAUUGUAAUUCAGUGUAUUUUGCAAUAUUAAUAGUUGUAAUAAUAAUAAUUUCGUGAGCUGUUACCAAAGUUUUUAUGACAAUUAUGUAAAGCACAGUAACCACUAUCUAUUUUUAUUCAUAAUUUCAGUAAAUUUCUCAGUAAAGGCAACGUCUAAAAUUAGUUAACAUUUUGAUUUCCCGUGAGUAAACUCGGAGCCUGUGCUCUGCUACUAUAGGCACCAAAUCGACAAAAAUUUGUUCAAAAAAAGUUUUCGGCCUGCGCAACUGUUUGCUUUUUCAACUCGAGCAUGCCUAACAUAAUUUAUUUAUUUAAAUAUUAAUAACGUUACAAGUCUUA
Messenger RNA from Hyalella azteca, 3594 nucleotides. Its product is annotated as nuclear pore complex protein DDB_G0274915. NCBI's taxonomy places the organism in Eukaryota, Metazoa, Arthropoda, Malacostraca, Amphipoda, Hyalellidae. Gene Ontology annotation, biological process: anatomical structure development; regulation of transcription by RNA polymerase II. The transcript is spliced from 7 exons. The record is from RefSeq and is a predicted model, not a curated record. Gene Ontology annotation, molecular function: DNA-binding transcription factor activity, RNA polymerase II-specific; RNA polymerase II cis-regulatory region sequence-specific DNA binding. The coding region runs from base 66 to 2762 and encodes 898 amino acids.